Kwoniella shivajii is the source of this 573-nucleotide messenger RNA. RefSeq lists its product as uncharacterized. NCBI's taxonomy places the organism in Eukaryota, Fungi, Basidiomycota, Tremellomycetes, Tremellales, Cryptococcaceae. The coding region runs from base 1 to 573 and encodes 190 amino acids. The record is from RefSeq and is a predicted model, not a curated record. The transcript is spliced from 4 exons.
AUGUCCAAGCAUGUAAGGCAACGUACUAAGGCUCAACGAAAUGCUCAAAUCGAGGAGGAAGAGCCUUUAGUCCCAAGUCAGGUACUAGACGAACAAACUCAAAGUGAGGAGAUUCGUUUGCUGCGACAAAAGAACUCAAUGGACAACAAACAAGCUCAAAUGGUUUUGGAUGUAGGGGUAUUAAUCGCUACAAUCAUAUCGAUAAUGCAGUUCUUUGAACAUACGCCAUCCCCAAACCCUAUAUUCUGUAUUCUAGCAGUCAUCCAACUUUUAUUACUCCCAUUUUCAAUAACUCCACGUUGGUUACCCAUCGAGCCGAUUUCACCUGAUAUUCAUCUUUAUACGCUUUCGGUUGAACUUACCGUAUCUGUCUGUGCCAUCUACAUCCGAUAUAACCUAUCGUUACCAUCAUCAGGAGCAGGCAUGGAACCUAUGGAAGUUGGUGAGAUGGCUAGGUGGAUUAUGCCUGCUCUGGUUUCAGGUGCAGUGAAUAUGCAAAGAAGAGCAGAGAGGCAAUCAGAAAUGAAACUGGAUAUGUUGGAAGAACUGAAGUAUGAUUUGAAGGGCGCAUGA